AUGAGUCACAACAGGCUUGAUGGAAAAUCAGGACAACAAUCAGGACAACAAUUAGGACAACAGACAGCAAGCAUAGAAGAAGAGUUAAACCCAACCCAAGGUAAUUAUCUGCUUACUCCAAUAAUUAAUAACAGGUUAAUAAGCAACCCAGAAGUGCAGAGGUGA
Molecule: messenger RNA, 165 nt
Organism: Racocetra fulgida
Lineage: Eukaryota; Fungi; Glomeromycota; Glomeromycetes; Diversisporales; Gigasporaceae
Source: the annotation of a GenBank genome assembly